Cercocebus atys (sooty mangabey) is the source of this 1367-nucleotide messenger RNA. Its product is annotated as fumarylacetoacetate hydrolase domain-containing protein 2-like. The record is from RefSeq and is a predicted model, not a curated record. The transcript is spliced from 5 exons. The coding region runs from base 650 to 1180 and encodes 176 amino acids. Lineage: Eukaryota; Metazoa; Chordata; Mammalia; Primates; Cercopithecidae. Gene Ontology annotation, molecular function: hydro-lyase activity.
GUACUGUCUGUCUUGGACCUGGAAUUAGCCAUUUCCCCAAGGAAAUUAGCCAUUUCCCCGGUGCUUUUUAAUGGAGAGUGGUAUUAGAGACCAACAUCUGGGUGUCAGGUGUACUCAUACCAACUGGUUAUUAUCAGAAAGAGCUGCCAAUUUCCAAAUUAUAUCUAUUUUGUAGUUGUAUUUUAUGGAUUAUGGGAGAGGCUGAGCCUAUUUUCAUGUUUUCUGGCCAUGUCCAUUGCCUUUUUGUGAAUUGCUUACUCAAGUCCUUUGUGGGAUGUCAAUCUUUUUCUUACUAAAGUGAGUUAAUAACAUUACAGCAUUUAGAAUAGUCCCUGACAUACAGUAAGGUUACAUAUUGCUGGAGGAUAUUACUUCGUAUUUAUUCUUUGUUAAAAGUAUCCAGAGUAACUUUUAAACUCAGUGCGCUGGACACAUGUUGCUCUUCUGCAGUCACAGUGGGGAGAGGACCUGUGCCUGCAUCCCGUGAUGCUGUCUGCCACUGCCCAAAAUGUAUGGGUCUGCAAGUCACACCUCCCUUGUCAUUCACUUGGCUCUGCUUCGUGGUGAUGGCAAACAUGGGCUGGCACCCAAGCCCUAAUGACAAAGGUCCAGGCCCUUCAGCACCGUGUGCAGCCUCUCAGCAUGGACAAUGGACCCCGAAGUCACUGCAGCUCACUGUUCCUCUCCCACCCUACAGGAAGUAGAUUGGGAAGCAGAGCUGGCCGUGGUCAUUGGAAAGAAAGGCAAGCACAUCAAGGCCACAGAUGCCAUGGCCCACGUGGCCGGCUUCACUGUGGCCCAUGACGUGAGUGCUCGUGACUGGCAAAUGAGACGCAAUGGGAAACAGUGGCUGCUGGGGAAAACCUUCGACACCUUCUGCCCUCUGGGCCCUGCCUUGGUGACCAAGGACAGUGUAGCAGAUCCACACAACUUAAAGAUCUGCUGCCGAGUGAACGGGGAAGUGGUCCAGAGCAGCAACACCAACCAGAUGGUAUUCAAGACGGAGGACCUAAUAGCCUGGGUCUCCCAGUUUGUCACCUUUUACCCAGGGGAUGUCAUCCUGACUGGGACCCCCCCAGGUGUCGGUGUAUUCAGGAAACCUCCUGUCUUUCUCAAGAAGGGGGAUGAAGUCCAGUGUGAGAUUGAAGAACUAGGAGUCAUCAUCAACAAGGUGGUGUGAUGGCUCCUGCACAGGCCCUGGACAUAGGAUGGGGGCAUCUGCUCCCACUCAGCCUAGCCCAGGGAAAGGCCCAGUGACAGGUAUGGGCAGGUGCCGGCCCGGAAGCCGCCUCUUCUGGGUAGAAGGGAGGAGGACAGAGCUCUCUUCAAUAAAUUUGUCAGGCCAAAGCAGCAGCUUGGCUUCUGCU